AUGGCACCUGCUUUGUUAUAUACGUCGUUGUCUGCACUCAUCGAGGCACUACCACUAGCCCUAACAAGUGAACUGCACGCGCAAAGUCGCGAAGAAUGUUUUCAUCAAGAGGACGUGAUAUCCGCCGUUCUGCUGCAACUUCGUAGUCGUAUCAAUGCUCUAUCACCUCUCGACCGACUUCCCCCCGAGAUUUUGCUGAAUAUCUUUGAGCUCUUCGUCCACCCAUCGUGCAAUGACAGUGUUCUGCAUCUCAACUCCGACGAGCGAAUCAGCACUCCAGUUCGGACCCGGCAACUCCUCACGAUCACCCACGUAUGCCGAAGAUGGAGGGAGGUUUCUCUCAACACAGCGACACUAUGGACGCGCGCCGAUGACUUCAAGCCUGCUCAACUAGACGCCUUUUUAGAGCGUUCACGAGAUGCCGCUAUCUCCUUGCAUCUCCAGGCCGAACGUGCCGGCACCUUGACACGGUUCCUCGCCAAAUGUGGUCACCGACUGAAACAUCUCGAUAUCACAUUGCACACCGAUUCCCUCUCCCGUGUUCCCACUCUCCAGGCGUUUCGGGCGCCCAAUCUUCAGUCACUUACUCUCGUCUCGCAGGAAGACCUGGACGUGGAUCCCGGCGAUCCUGAGCCUGUAUUGUUCUGUGACCGCGUCUCCAGUCUGAGGGCAUUGGCAGUUGAUCCAGCCUACAUCUGCAUUCCAUCCAACGAAUUUCCUCAUCUCACCCACCUCUACUUGGCAAAGGUCUCUAGCCGCUUUCUCUCCCGAGACGUGCUGUCCAUUCUUCUCCAGCUUCUUUCGAAUACGCCCGCCCUCCAAUAUCUACACAUCGAAGGGCUCAGUCGCAAGGCUUCCAGCACUGUCGCUGCGCGUACCGCAUCACUUCGAAGCCUGCGUGGUCUCACGUGCGGUACAAGCGAUCUACAGUCCGCCCUAUGCCUCCUGAACAUCAUCGACAUCCCGGCAGACGUCGCAAUCCGCUUGGACCGCCUGGAGUGCUUCGCGCCGGACCACGUAUCGCUGGCCCAGCCCCUGCCAUGCCAAGCUCUUCUCGCUAGCUUCACGCGUUUGGAGGUCGCUACCGAGGGCGAGGAGCUGCACCUGGUCGCGGACGGCGCGCGUUCGGGACUCUGGAUACAGGUGCAAUGCGUCGGCGGCGACUGGGGCGAAUGGCUCGCGCGACUGUGCACCAUGUUCCCCCUGCCCUCCGUUACGACGCUCCAGGCCUCGGCCGUGGACAAACACGUCAUCCCCAGCCUCCUCAGGCAGCUGCCGCGUCUCACUACAGUUGCAGUCCACUUCAACGCGGGGCCACUGGACGAGGACGAUGAGGCGCCUCCGCACGAGCUCGCUAGCAGCCUCUACGCCUCACUCAACGUGGACCUGCCUCUCCUCGAGGUACUCGUACUUGGUGCCAAAGCCUCCCGCCCAGACAAGCUGUCACCCGCCGAUCUGAUCUCGAUGGCUGCUGGGCGGCUCGGGAAGGGCAGGCCGCUGCAGCAACUGGUCGUCGACCUCUUGGACUUCUGGCCCGACAUGGGCGUGCGGGGCCCUGUGUCUCCUGAUAUCGACCUCUUCCGGGCGGCCUUCGCUCCUGCGGCAGAUUUUGUGGGAGACUUGCAACUGCUUGAGCACGCAGGCGCGUGCGAAUUCGAGAUGGGAGGGAUGUGGACGAUCCCGGAAGCGGAGCGGUACUGGCGGAUCCCGGCUGACGAGACCCCGUGCUAUCGGCUUUUCUGGUAA
Molecule: messenger RNA, 1746 nt
Organism: Trametes versicolor FP-101664 SS1
Lineage: Eukaryota; Fungi; Basidiomycota; Agaricomycetes; Polyporales; Polyporaceae
Exons: 3
Coding region: 1-1746 (581 amino acids)
Molecular function (GO): protein binding
Source: RefSeq, a predicted model, not a curated record